This is a messenger RNA of Hyla sarda, 4996 nucleotides long. RefSeq names its product poly(A) specific ribonuclease subunit PAN2 (gene PAN2). Gene Ontology annotation, molecular function: protein binding; poly(A)-specific ribonuclease activity; nucleic acid binding. Gene Ontology annotation, cellular component: PAN complex; P-body. The coding region runs from base 211 to 3834 and encodes 1207 amino acids. The record is from RefSeq and is a predicted model, not a curated record. The transcript has 25 exons. Gene Ontology annotation, biological process: nuclear-transcribed mRNA poly(A) tail shortening; mRNA processing. NCBI's taxonomy places the organism in Eukaryota, Metazoa, Chordata, Amphibia, Anura, Hylidae.
UUCCGUCAACAAGCAGGCCUCUAGACAGCGAGCUCUUCCUGGAGAUCUGAUUGGCUCAUCCGUUCUGGAGCUUCUCCUGUGUCUUCUGUGAUUGGUUAACCGCUUUGUCCGUCCAAUCAAGCUUGUGGGCGGUGAUAGGCUGUGGCGCGGGUGGCUUCAUACAAAGAUGGGCUCGUAGCAGAUACAGACCUUCCAUAUUUUCCGGUCAUCAUGAAUUUCGAUGGGCUGGACCCAGCUCUGGAGUACACACCUGCCUUACAUCCUCCAUUGGAUCCAGUUCUUGAUCCCCACUUGAACCCUGGUCUUCUGCAGCCUGUAGAGCUGGACCAUGAGCGUGUUGGCCUGGAAGGGAUCCCAGUCCCAGAGACUGUGCGCAUCAUGGAGGGAAUGUACUCAGAGUUGCACACGACUGUAUCUGAAGUUGGAGUUCCCGUGUCAGCUGUACACUUUGACGUUCAUGAAGAGAUUCUGUGGGUUGGGAACCAUGGAGGUCAUGCCACAUCCUUCUUUAGUCCUGCCCUUGAGAGAUAUUCAUCUUUCCAAGUGCAUGCUAGCAAUGAUAUUCGGCAGAUCCAAAGUGUGGAUACAGGGGUACUCUUCCUCACAAAGAACAAUCUGAAGUGCAUGACACGUGGAGGACUGACCAUCUUUGACUAUCUGAUGGAUGAGAGUAUAGACAACCACAGUCUCUUACUCACAGAUGGCAACAUGUUACUUAUGGGAGGCAUGCAGAAGAAUGUCAUCCAGAUGGAUCUAAAUACUGUACAAGAAACACAAAAGUACACAGUUGAAGUUCCUGGUGUUACAGUAAUGAGACAAUCCAACAGAUUCUUCUUCUGUGGACACACAUCUGGAAAGCUUUCAUUACGAGAUCUACGCACUUUUAAAGUGGAGCAUGAGUUUGAUGCUUACUCAGGUAGUUUGUCUGACUUUGAUAUCCAUGGAAAUCUUGUGGUGACAUGUGGAUUCUCCAGUCGCAUGAACGUCCUUGCUUGUGACCGCUUCCUAAAAGUCUACGACUUGCGCAUGAUGCGGGCCAUCACUCCUCUUCAAGUUCAUGUUGAUCCUCUCUUUCUGCGCUUCGUCCCUACCUACACUUCUAGGCUUGCUAUUAUUUCUCAACGCGGUCAGUGCCAGUUCUGUGAACCCACAGGUUUGGCGAGCCCUGCAGAUAUAUUCCACGUCAGCACUGUUAGCCAGCUUAUUAUGUCUUUUGAUGUGUCUGCUAGCAAACAAGUCUUGGCAUUUGGAGACUCUGAUGGAUGCGUGCACCUAUGGGCAGAUACCCCAGAAGCAACAUUUAACACCUACCCUCGGGACACCGAGUUUGCAAUGCCUUGCAUAGACAGCUUGCCACAUUUGGACUGGAAUCAGGAUCUUUUGCCUCUCUCUCUUAUCCCUGUACCACUAAUAAAUGAAACUUUGCUCUCGGAUUGGCCAUCUGCUAACUGCACACCAGCUCCUCGUCGUGCUCCUCCUGUAGAUCCUGAGAUAUUGCGCACCAUGAAACAAGUUGGAUUUAUUGGCUACUCUCCCAAUCCUAGGACAAAGCUUAGGAAUCAGGUGCCAUAUCAAUUGGAAAAUGAUUUUGACAACUUUAACCAAGUUCCAGAAUCUCCUAUAGGAAGAGAGGAAGAACCUCAUCUCUACAUGGUGCUCAAAAAGUACAGAAAGGUCACCAUAAAAUAUUCUAAGCUUGGUUUAGAAGAUUUUGACUUCAAGCACUACAAUAAAACCUUGUUUGCUGGCCUAGAGCCUCAUAUUCCCAACGCCUACUGCAACAGCAUGAUCCAGGUGAUAUACCUAUUGGAACCAGUAAGAUGUCUGCUUCAAAACCACCUUUGUCAGAAGGAGUUCUGCUUGAGCUGUGAGCUUGGAUUCCUAUUCCAUAUGUUGGAUUUGUCACGUGGAGACCCGUGCCAGGCUAGCAACUUUCUGCGGGCUUUCCGAACCAUCCCUGAGGCAGCAGCACUGGGACUCAUUUUGGCUGAUUCAGAUGAGGCCACAGGAAAGAUAAAUCUGGGUCGCCUGAUACAGAGCUGGUGUCGCUUUCUUUUGACACAACUGCACCAAGAAACACAAGAGCUGGAAGGUCCUCAAGCUUAUCGUGGAGUUGGGAGCACCAGCUGCUUUUCCUCUUCAGGAGGCUCUGUGAUUGGUCAGCUUUUUGGAUGUGAAGUGGAGAACUGCAGCAUGUGCCGCUGUGGCAAAGAAACUGUGCGUUUAUCUACAACACUGCUCUUUACUUUGUCAUACCCUGAGACUAACAGUAAUGAUAAAAUUCCUCCUCCAGACUUCGAGUUUGUAGAGGUUCUGAGGAAAAGCAUUUGCCUGGAGCAGAACACUCAGGCCUGGUGUGAGAAUUGUGAGAAAUACCAACCUACAGUUCAGACCCGUAACAUUCGUUGUCUUCCUGAUGUACUUGUCAUUAACUGUGAAGUUAACAGCACAAAGGAGGCUGAGUUUUGGAAGGUGCAGGCAGAGUAUGCUUUUAAAAAGGCUCUGCGAAAAGCAGAACUGAACUACCUGAAUCCCCCUGAAAGUAUCAAAGAAGAAUGGAAUGAUCCUAACUCUGAGAGUGCCCCACCAUCUCUCUUACCUUCAGUGGAAGAACUUCGCAAUGUGUGGGUCCCUAAUACUCUAAAGAUGAAGCUUUCUAAAAACAAAGAGUUAGAGGUUCUGAAUGGCUCAGAGAAUGAGGAGCCGAGCAAGUCAGAAGAUAACUCGGAUGAAUCAACAAAUGUGUAUGACCUUACGGCAACUGUUGUGCACAUCCUGGAUCCUCGAACAGGUGGCAGCCUAGUAGCACAUAUCAAAGUUGGAGAGACCUAUCACCAAAGGAAGGAGGGAGUGACACAUGAACAGUGGUAUCUGUUCAAUGAUUUCCUUAUUGAGCCUGUGGAUAAGUGUGAGGCUGUACAAUAUGACAUGAACUGGAAGGUUCCUGCAAUACUGUUCUAUACCAAGAGGAACCUGAACUCAAAAUACAACUUAACAAUUAAGAAUCCAAUCGAAACUAGUGUGUUACUGGCAGAAGCUUCUUUAGCAAGGAAGCAAAGGAAGUGUCAUGCCACCUUUAUCCCAUUAUUACUGAACGAGAUGCCACAGGCAGGAGAACUGGUGGGGCUUGAUGCAGAGUUUGUUACCUUAAACCAGGAAGAAGCCGAACUACGGAGUGAUGGUACAAAGUCGACGAUAAAGCCUAGUCAGAUGUCUGUUGCUCGUAUUACCUGUGUAAGGGGACAAGGACCUAAUGAAGGUGUUCCAUUCAUUGACGAUUACAUCUCCACGCAGGAGCAGGUGGUGGAUUAUCUUACACAAUACUCUGGAAUAAAGCCUGGUGACUUGGAUGCGAAGAUCUCGUCAAAGCAUCUUACUACGUUAAAGUCCACUUACCUAAAAUUAAGGUUUCUGAUCGAUGUAGGAGUGAAAUUUGUGGGUCAUGGCCUGCAAAAAGAUUUCCGUGUCAUAAACUUAAUGGUGCCUAAGGAUCAAGUCAUUGAUACGGUCUACCUGUUUCACAUACCACGUAAAAGAAUGAUCUCUCUGCGAUACUUGGCAUGGUAUUUCCUGGAUCUUAAGAUACAAGGUGAGACACAUGAUAGUAUAGAAGAUGCCCGGACAGCCCUGCAGCUUUAUCGCAAGUACUUAGAACUCAGUUGCAAUGGGAAAGAGCCAGAUAACUUCCGCAAAGUGUUAAAGUGCCUCUAUGAAAAGGGACGAAAGAUGGACUGGAAGGUUCCAGAACCAGAGAGUCAAAGCAGCCCAAAAAGUAAAGUGGACGUGAUUCUUCUUGACCCUGAUACAAAUGAUGAUAUCUCCUCAACUCAGUGACUGUCCCUUUUCCUUACUUGACUGUCUUUUUUGCAUUUUCUUUUAUCUGACACUGAACUAUUCUGAGUUACUUUUCAUUGACCACUAUUACAUAUAAGACAACAUUCUGAAUUGUACAUAUUGGCUUUUUAUGAUGUAUUUCUAGAAGUGAUUUAGCUUCUGGUUAUGUGGAAUUAUGUUCUUGGCUGUGUUUGAAUUAAGAUUCAUCUCCUUUAAAUUGACUGUUUAUUGGACAGACAGCUGGAUUCUAUCCUUUCCUGCAGUUUUAUAACUAACUCUUCCGUGAAUGAUUGUCCACCUUGGAAUGACUAGGGCUUGUGUUUUAUUUUUUAUUUUUUUGCAAUGAGAUUUCCAUUUCUGGUAACACCUUAUUCUAGACACUGUUGUGUCUCAUGCUAUUGAGAGCAAGCAUCUGCAAAUUAUUUACAUUGCAGCUUAUUCUACAAUGAAGUUUCUCCACAACCUUUCUAAUACUGCCUCCCAAAAAAGAGGGUUCCUCUUGGAAUAAGUAUUAUUUGCUAAGAAGUUGUUCCAGGGUAGACAGUGUUUUUUUAUUUUUUUUUAUUUUUUUCCCUCCUUGAACCUUCUAGUUCCCUGUAUACUAUCUGAAUUAGCACUUGCUAUUUUAAGCCUUUUUUUCUCCAAAAGCAUGCCUGUGUGGAUGUUUGUCUUGCCAUGUAGAAAUUGUAAUUAUGUAUGUACAGAUGAGUAUUUGCCACAUUGGUAGGACUAUGUGCAUGAGUAGGUUUCCUUUUUGUCACCGUUUUUCUGUGUUUCAUGUGAAGUUUGCCUAACUGAUUUCCAAUUCUGUUUUAUCCACAGAUGCGCCAGUGUAUUCUGCUAUGGUGGGACUUUAGCGUCCUUCUUUUUUUUUUAAUUUCUUUUUAUGAACUUGGUAUAGUGGAAACUUAUUUCCAUUUACUGUUUUAAUUGAUUUUUUAUUCUUUACUUGUAUUGAACCGUGAAGCCGUUCUGUGAACGCCAGCAAAUCUACUUUUAAUAAAACCAAAAAACAGAAUCAAUUGUCUUUCAUUAAUCCCAUAAGGUGAUUCUUCACAAACCUCUUGUGAUUAAAAUGUAAAUAUUAAAAUUGUGUUGUCUUGUUUUAAGAUGUCUGUUUCUAAAAUAAAGUUAAUAAAAGUCAGGAUGAUCUUUAUUCUGA